Molecule: messenger RNA, 3187 nt
Organism: Anopheles stephensi (Asian malaria mosquito)
Lineage: Eukaryota; Metazoa; Arthropoda; Insecta; Diptera; Culicidae
Exons: 7
Coding region: 465-3164 (899 amino acids)
Biological process (GO): axon guidance
Cellular component (GO): cytoplasm
Molecular function (GO): guanyl-nucleotide exchange factor activity
Source: RefSeq, a predicted model, not a curated record
UCACACCGCCACGCAACGCUAAUAAAUAAGCGCCCACCAGCGCACUCCACAGUUCGCCCCUCGCUGUGAUAGCAAGCGUAGACAUUCCUCCGUGGGGUGAGAGAUAAGCAACUUCCCCCGUUCCACGCGAUGGAUGGACGCCGUCCGUUGAUGUGAUCGAUAAUGGGCAGUUUGCGCUGUACCUUCCGACUGAACGGAUGGCGUUUCGUGUAGAAGAUAUUCGCGAGUUCGCUGCCGGUACGCUACCGUUGUUCCCUCGGACCUGAAACAGUGUGGUAGGCGGUGGCUUGAAUCAGUGCGUUAUCUAAUCAAUCGGCUGGACACUUCUUCCCGGUGUGCUUUCAUCGUCAAACCAAACGUACCUCUACCAUAUGAAGUGUCUGUCCACUAGCUCGUGCCUUGUUGUUUAACAAAAGUGUCGGUGAUCAUCAUCAUCAUCACACACGCAUACGACCGCGGCGAAGAUGCAUCCGCUUCGUCCACCGGUUCCUCCCAAGCCGAGGCUCGCAGGUUUGGGUCAGAGCCGUGAUUUGCGUGACAGUGGUAUUUCCGUUUCGGACGACACGUCCGCAUCGAUGGAUUCGCUCAAGCGGGCGGACACAGUCUCCACGCCGGGCACACCGAGUGCCGUGCGUCAAUUAGCGAGCCGGUUCGAAACGAUCGCACUGCGUCAGAGCAGCCCCAAUCUGCAGCGAACCGGCGGCGAUGGGACGGACACGCCGUCAGCAACUCGUAAACACGUAACCACCAAACCGAUGAUACAGAAGCUGCAGACGAAGGUGGAAAGCACGCUGCUCGUAGGCCCAAAGCCUCAGCUAUACCCGAUCCUGGCUACUGCGCACGAUCGUACCAAGCUAUCGCAGCGAGCGAGCGCCAUCGCCGAAAGGAUAUACGAUACCGUGUACGAAAGAACCCAUACGAAGCAUCCCAAUCACGAGCCUGUCGAGACGGUCUACGAAGAGUUAGAUGAUCCCAGCUUAACCGAUGGCUAUUCCUCGUUUGAGUCAUCCAGCGAUGAUGAACAUGAAGCACUGUCCGUGCAAAACAGCUACUACACGAUCGCACCGGAUCUGGAGGAACCAUCCGUGUAUGAUACCAUCACCCCCGAGGACCACAUCCUCAAAGUGAUCACCGAGCUGAUCGAGAAGGAACAGAAGUACAUCGAAACGCUUGAUCAGGGCAUCCGCAACUAUGUGCCCGCCAUGUACUCACAAACACUUCCAACCGCAUUGCGCGGUCUGCGAAACAUUCUCUUCAUAAAUCUGGAAGAAAUCCUUCGCACACACCGGGACCAUCUGCUGCCCGAUCUGGAGCGUGCGGCCAAUCUGUCAUCCACGUCCUCGACCGACAGCGGCCGAAAGGCGGAAAAGAUUGCGGAAGUGUUUCUCAGCUACAUCGAGAACGAACGGUUCUACUGCUACGUACAGUUUGCGAUGCAUCAAGCUAACUCGGAAGCGGUCCGUUUGCGGUACAACGAUUACUUCCUGAAGAUUCAACACGAUCUGGGCGAUAUGCUAGGUUUGAACAGUUUACUGCUGCAUCCGAUUCAGCGGUUGCCACGGUACAAGCUGCUGCUGAACGAGAUGGUAAAGGACCUGCUGAAGGAUGGCGAUGGAAAGCGUACGAUGAGCCGCCGGACGGCGUUACUGUGCAAGGUGGACAAGCGGCUCAGCAUACUGAUCGAUCGCGUUAAUCAGGCGAUCAAUGUGCACGACAUUCGCCAGUGUAGCGGAGGUCAGAUGACAACACACUCCAGCUUGAAGCACGGUUCGGACAUACCGCUCACACUCAUCCUUCAGCCGGAAGGCAAUCGGAAUCCUGCCCGAGACACACCUAUAAAUCUCCUCUACCAGGGCAAGUUUCAGCGCCUGUUCGUUGUCGACAUCUACGACACAAACGUGCGCCGGAAGUACAGCGGAAAGGUGUUUGCGUUCGAAAAGUUGCUCCUGUACGUGGAGGUGUACCGCGAACGGCUGGAGUACCGAGGGCACUUUGCUGACAGUGAGGUGUGCUACCUGGAGGAAGGUAAAAACCGGCUCAUCCUAUACGCCGGCGCUCGCGGUACGCAUGAAAUCACCGUACAGUCGGACACAGUCACGGAGCUUCAACCGCUGGUAGCGAUAGUGCAGGCGAUGACAAAGGCUGUGAUAUACGACACGGUGGAGAUGGAUGAGCGUACCACCUCACAUAGCUUGGAGGACGCGGAAGAAGAUGAUGAGCAGGAUCUGCCGACGGUCAACGAGGCGGAUGAUACUUGGGAUGAGCAAAAACUCACAGCGUCCCUGAUUGAGGCGCAACAGCAGUUCAUCGAGGUGCUGAUAGCAAACCGACAGUUCUAUCUGGACACGCUCAGCGCGGAGGUAAAGUCAAAGUUGACAUCGUUCAUUAGUGCUUUCGAAGCCAUUUUGGAACUCCAUCAAAGGAUACGGCAGGAUCUUGCCCAACCGCUUAUGGAUCCGAAUAAAAUAUGUGGCUGCUUCGAUCGCUACUUAAAGACUGACAUGUUCGAUCCGUACUUUGAUUAUCUGCGCGAGUUUCGGAAGGCUACCAAAUGGAUACAGCACUGCCAGACACCUUCGAACUUUAACAAUCGUGUCGCCUCCACUGUGAAGCAGUUCACGUUCCUUUGCAUCGAACAUCUGCAGGAGUAUAGCCGCUUCUUUAACGUACUCAUCGUCAAAUACUCGGAGAACAGUUCACUCAACAUCCCUAUCGAUAAGGAGCUAUUCCAGCGGCUAGCGUACGUGUUGGUACAUCUGAACGCGUACCGAAAUAACCUGGCAGUGAACUACGAACUGUUCCUGAUCGAUGAACACGCGUCGGCGUGCGGAAUGGUGUACCACAAUGAGCGUGUCACGAUCAGCAAUCCACCACACGCGGCCGAUGCCGGACCGUGCCGGCUGUUUGUGUGUGAAAGGGCCGCCAUCUGUGUGAAGGUGCAGGACGUCACGGAGCGCGAUCAGCCGGUCGAACGGUUCGUGCGGGUACUGUUCACAGACCGCUUUCAGGGUCGUGGCGUUCCGAUGCGUAUGCGCAAAAGCAAACGGCAACUGCAGCGGCUAAACUUUGUGAUCGAUGGCUUUAAGUUUCGGAUCGAUUUCGACAGCGCCCGCGCUCAGAGCACGUUCUACAAUAGCUACGUAAACCGGUACAUCAUGAUAUGAUAUUUUUGCUUAACCAUGUUUUA